This is a messenger RNA of Aaosphaeria arxii CBS 175.79, 504 nucleotides long. RefSeq names its product snare-like protein. NCBI's taxonomy places the organism in Eukaryota, Fungi, Ascomycota, Dothideomycetes, Pleosporales. The record is from RefSeq and is a predicted model, not a curated record. Gene Ontology annotation, biological process: endoplasmic reticulum to Golgi vesicle-mediated transport. The transcript has 2 exons. Gene Ontology annotation, cellular component: TRAPP complex. Bases 1 to 504 code for a protein of 167 amino acids.
AUGGUGCUCUACUCAUUCUACAUCUUCGAUCGUCACACCGAGUGUAUCUACAGUCGUCGCUGGACUCCUCGACCCACCUCAUCCUCAGGCAAGACCGCGCGCCCCCAAUCCGGCUCAAGCAUAACGAGCGGCGAUGGCACCGUCACCAAUCGCAGGAACAUGUCGCAUGCAGAUGAUGAGAAGCUGAUCUUUGGUCUCGUCUUCUCUCUCCGCAACAUGGUUCAGAAACUCGGAGGGGAAGACGACACCUUUCUGUCAUAUCGCACUGGCGAAUACAAACUACACUACUACGAGACACCCACCCGCAUGAAGUUUGUCAUGCUUACCGACACGAAACAAAACAAUCUUCGACCGUAUCUACACCAGAUCUGGGCGAAUCUUUACGUGGAAUACGUUGUCAAGAAUCCUCUGGCGCCUGUGGAACAUCCAGGGGGUGUCGGCGUGGCCAACGAAAUGUUCGAAAGGGGGUUGGACACAUUCAUAACCGCCGUUCUACCUGCUUAA